AUGGCGUGGAAGGGCCGCGAGGCAUGGAAGCACCUCGAGGCCAAGGCCCCUGAUGAGGCCUACAUGCAAGAGCUCCGCCGGCAGCACCCGAAGGUCGUGGAGGCAGAGCGGGUGAUCUUUACCGGUGUGAAGGGUGGCGAGGUUAUCGUGCUCUCCUCCGAUUACAAGGUCGAAGGUGGCGAGGACAGCGGCACGGAGGGCAUUGAGGUGGGCGGCGAGGACGAGGAGAUCGACGUCGACGAGUGGAGGAGUGUCUUCCCCAAUGACCCCGACAACGACACCGGCCCAGACCCGGCUCGCGGCACACCGCGCGCCGACGCGCUCGUCGUCGCCGGCCCCUGCCUCGUCCCUACGCCCCGUCACCGCCGGCGCCUCCUCGUCUCCUCCCCAUGCCGGACUCCUCUGCGCCCCUCCUCUCCCUCGCACGGCUCCCGCCUGAGCCGUGGCCGUCGCCAUCCGCGCGCCGCCGUCGAUCUGGAACUGGGACUCGGCCCCGAGGCCACCGCCGCGCGGAGCUCGCCGUCGUCCGCCCCGUCCCCUCCCUCGCCGGACCGCGUCGUCCCCGCCUCUCCUUCGUCGGUCCUCCCCGCGCCUCGCCGCCUCUUCUCUUCAACGGGGGUGAGCUCCCCGUCGGGCCCCGUCCGUCUUCCCCCCUCCGUCCCAACGCCGUGGCCGCGCUCGGUCCCCGCAGACCCGCGCACCAUCCCUGUGCGUGCUCACCGCCGCCGCUCCCGUCGGGCCCCCGCCUCCCGCCUCUGCCCCCGUUGCGCUGCCGCGCCGGUGUGCCCUCCAGCCCGCUCGCGCCCCACUUCCCUCACCCGUGCGCGCACGACCGAGGCGGCCGUCGUGCCCGCCCGCCUUCGCAUCGCCGGCGCCGCCCAUUCCGGCCACCCUCGCCGCGGUCCCGGUCGUCGCCCGGCGCCGGCGCCCGUCUGCGCCGCUGUACCCUCUCCUGGGUCGGGCGCUCGCAUCGCCCCGCACUCGUAUCCCCCGCGCCCGUAA
This is a messenger RNA of Aegilops tauschii subsp. strangulata, 1002 nucleotides long. The record is from RefSeq and is a predicted model, not a curated record. NCBI's taxonomy places the organism in Eukaryota, Viridiplantae, Streptophyta, Magnoliopsida, Poales, Poaceae.